CGCACAUAAAGUCGAUAAUUAUAUAUGAAGGUAUGCUGGAUCUAUAUUUCGUUAACAACAUGAUAAAAACAGAGAAAAAUCAAUAGGCUCCAAAAGUUCAGAUUGUGCACAGAGUAAACUACAUAAAAAUAUCGCAAGUAUACGUAAAUAACUUAAGAAAUGACUCAUGGUUACAACAUCCUACAACUCAUUGUUUUUUCGUUGUACUCUUAAUUUUGUUUUAAAAUGCUAACCCUAGUUUUGACAUGGCUACGCCACGUAACGUUUCAAAACAGUAAAUAAGACUUGGAUUUAGAUAGGCGACAGUUAUGGAUAUCGAUAACAGCAAAUAUUACAUUGAAAGCGAACAGAUUCCUGAAGAUGACAAUGCAUCUUCUAUAGUAUCGGUUAAAAUCGAAGAUUUACCAGACACAUUGAAAGAUGAUGAACUUGAUCCACUUGUCUUGAGAGUCAAGGAGACGAUAAAAGACUCAGAAGCAAAGGAAAGGUUUGAUGGACUCGCUUCUGAUGUUCAUUCUCAAGUUUCUCCUCCAUCCGUUGAUCAGUUUUUCCGUAAUUACUUACAAAACAAUGGAUUUCUUGAGACUCUUAAUGUCUUCCAGGCAGAAUGGUUCAAGUUCUUGCAUAAAGGUUUAUUGAAUAAAGAAGCUGCCCCAGUUCCUGAUAUUUAUGUACAGAACGAUGAGUUAAGAAAUAUGAUAGAAGAUAUAAGAUCAGAAAAUCUGACUUUGAAAAAUUCAGUUUUGAAGCUAAGUGAUGAGUUGAAAAAAGUUAAGAAUGAACGAGAUUAUCACAUGAUCAAGCACAGACAAACGUUACAAGAUAAAGAGAAGCUACAUUGUGACGUAAAAAGAUUGGAUUUUGUGAUUUAUCUAUUGAUCAUAAAGUGAAUCCAUUAUUGGCGAAACUUACAAAUCAUUCAUAUAAAUUUACACGAUUAGACAAUAGAAAAUUAGAUAUGAGUAUACGGGCUCAUAAUGCAGCUAUUAGCAAAUUAGCUAUUCAUUCAAAUAAAUCAUGGUUAUGUUCAGUUGGUGAUGAUAAAUUAUGGAAAUUGUGGAAAAUUCCAAAAUUAGAAUUAUUAAUGGAAUAUAAACUAAUAACAAAUGAUUGGAUAUCAUCAAUUGAUUUUCAUCCUAAAGAAGAAAUAUUAGCAACAGGAAAUGCUCAAGGUUCUAUUCAAGUGAGUUCUUUUUCCUCAAAGUAAAUGCUCUAUAACUUUAAUUCAUUUGUAUCUGUUGUUUGAAUUGUUCCAUAAUGGACUGUAAGUGAUCAAUCUCUAUUGGUAUAUGAGUAUCUUGUAUAGACUACUACGAUAACACCUUAAGUCAUAGGUUGAUGAGUCCCAGAUCCGAUGAAACGAGCGUCCGAGAUUCCACUUUCAGUCACCAUCUAUAUCUGUUCAAUAGCAUUUAUAUAAUAAUGAACUUAUUAUCAGGUAGUAAUAUGUAUUGACCCUCAUGCUGAGUAGAGUGGGUUGAUAAGUUUAAGAGCACGAUAUCGAAGAUGACUAAGUUUCAAUGUCGAAUAAUUAGUUAGUAGUCUAUUACAUGUUUGUAGAAAUGCUUUUCCUCAAAAUCAAUAGAAUUAUGUACUUAUUGUAUCGGUUGCUUGGAUCUUCUCACUGAUGUUUAGGACAGCAACUGAUCAGUCUCUUAUUGACAUAUGGGCAUCAUGUACGGAUUAUCAUAAUCUCUGCUUAUAAUGUCGCCAAGAUUGUAGCUAAUGUGAAAUGAUGCAUGGUACAGUAGUAACAAAUAACACAGGCUAAAAUUUAUAGAUACUUUGAAUCAUUUUCAGUUUAGUAAUGUGACUGGACGUUUCUAUAGACGAGUGAUUGUAUGUUUCGUGUGGGUUUUUAAUUAUGAUGAAACAUCGUUUGAUUGUUGUUUGAUUUUGUCAAGUCAGUUAGUAAAACCAUGAAUUUUCGCCGACUGAAUUGUCUGGGAUAUAUGUUACAUAUUCUAAACAAUAGUUCAUCUCAAUGUAUAAUCUUGGCUAGUUAAUAAACAGGAUGGUAGAAAACUAGAAGUGGAUAAAAUAUACUACUACAUUAGUCUAUGAAGUGAUUGACUUUUAGGAUGCCGAAAAAUGUGCAUUGCUUGAGUGAGGUCUAUAGGAUAAUCGACAAUACAACACAGUUAAGUUUGUCUACGUUCUCUGUCCUUAUUCAUUUCCCUUCAACUCUUUUGUGUAUUGUUUUAUACUACUUAUUAAUAUUCAGUAAAUAGUUGUAUUCCUUGAAAUGUCUACGCGCAUGCUGUGAAGUAAGUUUGUCGUGUAAUAUUCUGAAAUACUGAUAUGUACCGAUAACAUUUAUUGUAUUUAUCAUUAUAAUUAAUUUCUCUCGAUCCUCGUAGCAGUUGUUCACAAUUUUGUAUGGUGGUUUAAUCCUUGUUUCAACGCAACGAUUUCUAUAGUGUUUGCUCUUGGUUCUGUUUUUGCUUGUUGAUACACUGUUAUCAAGAUUAGACACCACUAACAACUGUCAUUUGCACAGUCGAAGCCCUAUUUAUUCCAGAAUUAUCGAUGCGUCAAGCAACAGAGAUGCUUCACAAGUUGAGGACCGCUUUUUGAAAAAAAAAUUGUUGUUUUGUGAACUUCGAUUUUGCGCCAAAAUAUCUCAAUCAUGUGAUCAGACACGCUUCGAAAGAUUUAACGGAAAUUAUCCUUAUGUAACCAGAUCCUUUGAUAAAUUUAAACAGAGCAACAAAAAAAUCACUUUUUCAGGAUCAAAUUAAUUCACUAUAAAUUCACUACUUCUCAUUAGCUGCAAGCGGCUUGAAUGUACAAUUAUUAAUAUACUUAUAAACAAAUGUUUUACAUAAUUAGUGUAGUUUGUAUGAAUAUUAGAAACAUAACCAAAAGAAAUCGUUAUGAUAUGAAGAACUGAACAUAGCAGUACAACGUAACGUGUUGGGGGAGGUGAUGUUCUAGUUACGAUGAUUAACAGAGGAUUAUGUAAUCGUAAUACACAACAAGAUUAGUAUUUGUAUAUCACUAAGAUUAUGUAUGAGAUAAAGAGGUUAGAAAAAAAUUAAAAAUAGUUUUUUUCAGCGACUGCAUCACGAGAAAAGUGGUAACUUGGAAUCCUGAAGGAAAGCGGAAAAGAGGAAGAUCAAAGAGCACAUUACGUCGGGAAAUAGAAACAGAUAUGAAAAGGAUAAAUAACAACUGAAAAGAGCUGGAAAUAAUUGUCCAGGACAGGGUUUAAUGGAGAGCGCUGUUGGGCGGUCUAUUCUCCUCCAUAAGGAGUAACAGGCGUAAGUAAGUAAAUAUUGACAAAAAACGAUUAUUAUCAGAGGGGGAUUUUGUGGAGAUUUCAGUAGUUUAAUAAUUGAAUUCAUGAAUUAAUUGAAGCUAUACCACCAUGGAGAACCUGGAUGCACUGGAUCACUGAUUCGUCCCAGUAUGGAACUUCUCAGCAGUGCGCGUCCACGUCGUCGCAUGCGGGACUUGGUUCCAGGACUUAUCGAUCUACGCGCGCAAACGCCCAGAGUCCAGACUACUGAGCUGACCUGCAUCCAACAGUGUUAAUGUCUAACUUCAAUCAAUGUGUUCAAAUAAAUAAUAUAGUGAUGUUUAAGAAAGUUUUCUGAAACAAUUUAUCAUCUACUUUAAGACUUCUGUUGUAUUGAUCAAGUUGUCUAUAGGGUCAAUAAAAAUGUUACAGAAAAACUCUUCCAUACUAAACCCUUAUUUAUUUAAGCGACACGUUUUUACUAUCAUUUCAAUAUUUAUAAUACUCGUUAAAUGAUAUAAUCGUGAACUGUCAUUGUAGCUUAAUACUCAUCAGAAUCCGGUAACAUAAUUUCUUUAGUUUCUCAAAGCAAAAGAAGUUUCAUUGUUGAACCUUAAAUUCAAUAUGCCAAAACUCCCUUAUGAAAAUCCCUAUGAACUCCAAAUUGAUUAUGGAUAUUAUUUGUUUUUAAUAGCAUUAACCCUGGAACACAAUCCUAGUUGACAUAUAUUACACAUUAGUACAGUGUGAGAUAUACGGAUUAACUAAGUUUAAAAUAGUCAAAUCAAAGUAGUGUCUUAACAUCGUUAUUGAAAUCUAUUUGAAAGGGAUCCAGUGAAUGAUUUGAAACCCUACUGUUUACGUUUCUUAUUGUCAUCAAAUGGAAAAUUUACAAUGUUUUGUGUCAGAGAAUAAUAGUGUGAUCAGAGGUUAAAAGGAGAAGAACUAAUAGGCAACCUAACUCCACACUAUUUAUAGGUAUGUAUGUACACAAUAAGGGGCUGAGACUGACAAUAUAUUACACGUAGUCUGUAAGUAAUGAAGAAGUAUUAAUGGUGAGACUAUAAUUUAUGGACGACAUUUAAGCGACGUUAGAGGGACCUUGAGAGUAUCCACCUACUGACUACGGUUAAAUGAAGGUUAUAAACCAGUGUGAGGAAUUAGAAUUAUGAUUUCCAUUUGAUGUUUCCUCACGAACUGACAUUAUUUAAAAUGACAAGACGUUAUUUAGCCAAAUCGAUAAAGAAUUUCUCGUUGAAAUCCAAGACCUAUUAUCGUAAAUCUUAUUGGUUCGUCCAUAAAUUAUAAUCAACAUUAAUAAACAGAAAUAUAAAACUGAUAAGUUCCAAAUAGUAUGUAACUUGUAUCCUGGAUUCUAUCGACAGAAUGGGCUUGAACAUUAGUCUUGGGAAACAACAUACUUUGAAGCAACAGAUAUAUAUAUUACGCCUGUUACACCUCGUGGAGGAACAUAGGCCGCCCACUAGCAUAUAUAUAUUCAUAAAUGUUAAAUUCUAUUUCAGAUAUGGAAAAUUGAUCUUAUCGAUGACAAGAUAUCGGAACAGAAUCAUUGUAAACGUAUUGGUAUUUUACGUCAGCAUACUGGAGCUGUUUGGUCUGUGAAUUGGCAUUGGACUGGUACUUAUUUAGCUAGUUGCGGUAUGGAUAAUACAAUACGUCUUUGGAAUGUUGAACACGCUAUGAUGUCAUUUAAAAUGAAUAAAGAAUUAUUAAGCACACGUUCUGCAACAUCAUGUUGUACAAUACUUAGAGGGCAUAGUAAAUCAGUGAAUUCUAUUCAAUUUUUACCUUAUGGGAAUAUUUUAGUUACUGGUUCAUCAGACAGAACAGUGUGUUUAUGGGAUGGUCGUUCGGUAAGUAACACUGUUUCGUUGGCUUUUACUAAAGAAUUUGUUAAUUAUAAGUGCAUAUUGAGAUGGUAGGGAAGAUUUGUUGCUCAGGUGGAUGAUUUUGGUCUCUGAGCUGUAUGGUUUAGUGAUGAAGGUUUCAUCGUUCUUCUGAACAACAAUAAACAAUCAAGAUCGAGGGUCGCACGAUGUCUUUAUUAGAUGUCUGGAUUACAGCUAACAAUCGUAUGCGAGACAGGGAUAUGGUCUCGUUUUUUAUUUAUUACCUAAAUGUUAUUGCAUAUCAGUUUACUUUUACAGUAAGUACUAACAGAAUGAUGGGAGUGCACAUAAUUAAUGAAUUCCAAAUAGGAUGAAAAUUUUGUUUUGGAUUUCACUGCUUGCUCCCCCCUUCCAGCCAAACAAGUUUGUGAAGCCUAUUAGGCCCUUCUGGAGAGAAACAGGCCACAUCGAAGCACGGCACAACUACCAGGGCUAGAAUAGGUGUUUCUGCAAUCCUUUGGAGUUUGCCCAAUGACGAGCAACUCCAUAUGAUACAUGCACCACUUUCGAAACUUUUUUGUGGUUUUCCAUUCCAAAUUUAAUUGUGCUAUGUUUCUCUGUGGGUUUCGUAAUUGAUUGAUGGGUAUAGGUAAGAGUGGGUGAUUAGCCCGAUUUCCACCACCUGGGUUACCGCUUGCGUUAGUUAAUGAGUCAUUCGUCUCAUUAUGCAGGAGGCACGAUGCGGACGUGUGAGUCGGAUUUCGCCUCCCCCACUGCUUGCUACAGUCCUUAAAUAUCAUGACAGGUUUUUCGACUAUCAUUGUCUGUUUAGAUAAAAACUUCGAAUUACACGUUAUUUCCCUGAUAUUAAAGUAAAUUGAAUUAACCAGUAGACAACUGUACUAAUAUAAAACCAUAGGUUCAAAGAUCAGGUUGGGGAAGAGAACAGUCAAUCAAAGUUAUUGACAGCAAUUAAUCUAAGUUUACAUCUACAAAACAAAUUAUUAGCCAAUUAUGUUUCCGUUUCUGUGAACUUUGCGUUAUACUUCAGGAAUUCGUUGAGUGCCUUCAACGCAAUAGGUUGUGGUGAAAUUCUUUGAAUUAAUUACUUUUCAGCGUUUGUUGUUACUGAGGAAAGAGAAUCAAAGAUUCAAUAUUAAAAUAUUCAGCUUAGAUACAACAAUAUCACAAAAAUAACAAUAUACAAGGAAUAUACAUAACUCUUCUAAAUGAAAACCUAAUUCCCAGGGCAGACUUUAAAUGGUUUGAAUUUAUUUUUUUCCGGUUAGCGUUUUUUUUUAGCAAGUUAGUUUUCCACGGGAUAGGGUCGCUAAUCUCAUGUCCAAGCCUCCUCCUUUAUCCGCGCUUGGGACCAUCAGUAUCUCAAGAGGGGCUCUAGGAGGAGAAAUGGAGACAGACAUGAAAAGAAUCAACAAAAAUUUGGAUAGAACUAGAAAGGAAUACCCAGGACAGAAUGGGUUGGAGAAUGCUGAUCAGUGGCCUAUGCUCCAAUAGGAGUAACAGGCGUAAGCAAGUAAGUAAGUAAUAUAUUAACCAAGGUUUUCCAGAUAACAACUUAGAAACUAGAUAGAUACUAUUCAAAGAAUAGUCAAUACUGAUAUAAUCUCAGUGUGUUUUUCUCUUUUUUCCAUAUAACCUAAUAGGGUUUGUGUGAGCAUACAUUUCUUGGUCAUACACAUUCAAUCAAUUGUGCUAUAUUUAAUCAACAAGGUACCAAUGUGAUAUCAUGUGACAGUGGAGGUUUUAUUCGAUUAUGGGAUCUUCGUAAAAUCAAUAAUUUCUCAUUUGAAACAAAUUUACCUACCUUAAAACUGAAAAUGCACAAUAAUAAUAAUAAUAAUAAUGUGGAGGUGAAAUGUUUGCCUACUUGUUUUGAUUUGAAUAAAACUCGAAAAUUUGAUCGUUUCAAUCAUCAUCAUCCUCAUCAACAACAUCCUAAUCAUCAUCCAAAUCCUACAUCUAUACAACAUAAACAAUUAGAACAACGAAAUAAACUUGGAAUUAAUCAAUUAGUUAUUGAUUUGAAUAGUGAAUAUAUUGUUGCUGGUUGUGAUGAUUCUAAAAUUUAUUGUAUAGAAAUAUCAACUGGUCAAAUAUCUACAUUACACGGACAUGAUGAUUCGGUUCAAUCGAUUGUAUUAGAUUAUGAAUCAGGAUAUUUAUAUUCAGCAUCCAGUGAUCAAAAGGUAUGUUCAUGGAUUUGAAUGAAACACAGAACAUUAUUUUAUUAUUUUGAUGAUUAUGCAUAAAAGAUCAUCCUUUUUAGAAACAUUUUACAAAAUGAACUCAGUCAUGUAAAAGUUUUUAAGAAAAAAUUAAUUUUAUUUCAUAUGGGUUUGUAUUUUCCCUCUGUUGUAAUGAAGAGCUGGAAUUAAUCAGAGAAUUUUAACAUAUAACUCAGUAACUCGAUGGUUAAAGCGUAACUCUUUGAAAUAAGUCUCAAAAGUUUAGUCUCUGUGUAAAUACGAACAUUCAGAUGCAUGUGAAUUCAUGUUAUGAGUCCCAAAUAGGUCAAAACACGAGUGUUCGAUUCUGUGGUGGACCAGACAAAUAUGAACGCAAAAAGUAUAAACAAAGUUACUUAAGAUAAAUAGUAAUAUUAAUAUAUACAGUUAAUUGUUA
Molecule: messenger RNA, 7734 nt
Organism: Schistosoma haematobium
Lineage: Eukaryota; Metazoa; Platyhelminthes; Trematoda; Strigeidida; Schistosomatidae
Product: Sperm-associated antigen 16 protein
Exons: 8
Coding region: 309-890 (193 amino acids)
Molecular function (GO): protein binding
Source: RefSeq, a predicted model, not a curated record